Molecule: messenger RNA, 1080 nt
Organism: Pseudovirgaria hyperparasitica
Lineage: Eukaryota; Fungi; Ascomycota; Dothideomycetes; Acrospermales; Acrospermaceae
Product: alpha/beta-hydrolase
Exons: 1
Coding region: 1-1080 (359 amino acids)
Molecular function (GO): hydrolase activity
Source: RefSeq, a predicted model, not a curated record
AUGGUGCCCGGAACCUUUACAAAGCAACCUAUGAAGGGGCUCUAUACACUUAUCUUCAUUGCCGACAAAUUAGUCCGUCUUCCACUACUGAUGAUCCUCUACAUCAUACCAUCGUUCCGUCAACACAGUCGAUAUGGCUACACAAAAGCUAUCAUCGUAAAGGCGUUCAAUUGGUACUUACACGACGCAGGUGUCGUGGAGGUGAAAGUGCAUCGGACUCUCGCGCCAGGUAGAGAGGGUAAUAGAUUCGUAACGAUCAAGCCCUCAUCCGAGUAUCCCGGCAUAUUGUCCCAGGAUCCAGCCAUUGUACCCACCAACAUUGGAGCUGUCUGGUAUCCCGAUGUACCCAGCGCAGCAGAUCUUCAAAAACUUGUAGUCCUCCACAUCCACGGAGGUGCAUUCCUACUUGGGAGCGCCCGAAUAGCCGAUGCAGGAACAGGCUGUAAUAGGCUCAGCAAGAACUUUGGCAAUGCUCCGGUCUUCGCGCUGGAUUAUCGACUGGCCAAUGAACCAGGUGGUAAAUUCCCAGCUGCGCUUCAAGACUCGGUCACUGCGUACCGCUAUCUCUUGGAAGAUCUGAACGUUGACCCGCGUCGAAUCAUGGUGUCUGGAGACUCUGCUGGAGGUCACCUUGCUAUUACACUACUCAGAUACAUCGUAGAGACCCCUGCUGCAAACCUCCCAUCUCCUGCAGCAGCACUUCUCUGGUCUCCAUGGGUAGACAUGGUCGACACAUUCGAAAGGCCAAACACCGACAAAGAUCUCAUUCCGGACGCAUUGAUACAGUGGAGUUUACGCGAGCUUCCUACAGAGACGUUUCCGCCAGAGCACCCGUAUAUGUCGACUAUUCGACAUCCGUUCAAGACAGUGACACCAAUGUGGAUGUGUGCAGGAGCCACGGAGAGACAUUACUUUCGGCAAGUUAGGUUUGCGUCGAAAAUGACGAGGAUAGCAGAGAACGAUGUUGGAUUCUAUGGGAUUCCGGAUCUCCCACAUGGUUUCUUCCCAGCGCCCACGAAUGAUAUCGACCUGGCCUAUGUCGAUGCUCAAAAGUUUGUUAGUGAAUACGUAGAAUUUUGA